ACAACUGUCAAUAAUUUUUCUGACGACAACUAGACGCAUGGCAGCAUGAUGGCAGCUGAUAAUGCCAAUCCAGUUGUGUUUGAGGUCGCUAAACAAAGACCUGUUACAGUAGAAGAAGAGAAAGAUGACGUGUAUGAUGAAAUAGAUGCGAGAGAAGUGUUUGAUUUGAUAAGACAUAUUAAUGAUCCAGAACAUCCACUGACAUUGGAAGAAUUAAAUGUUGUUCAAGAAGAUUUAAUAUGCAUCAACAAUAAGGAAAAUUUUGUAUCCGUACACUUUACACCAACUAUACCACAUUGUAGCAUGGCUACACUCAUUGGCUUGUCUAUCAGAGUAUGUCUUCUUAGGUCAUUACCUAAUCGGUUUAAAAUUGAUGUCAUUAUUACUCCUGGUUCUCAUAUGUCAGAACAAGCUAUUAACAAGCAGCUAGCUGAUAAAGAGAGGAUAGCAGCAGCAAUUGAAAAUAGUCAUUUACUUAAUGUUGUGCAUCAAUGUUUAAAUACUAAAAGAAAACAGUGACUGAACUGGAAUUUUUUAAUAAACUAGAUCUACUAUGUAUUAACUAUAAUAACACGAAUUAAUAUUAAUUUGAGUUUGUCAGUUUGAGUUUGUGAAACAAAA
Molecule: messenger RNA, 621 nt
Organism: Amphimedon queenslandica
Lineage: Eukaryota; Metazoa; Porifera; Demospongiae; Haplosclerida; Niphatidae
Product: mitotic spindle-associated MMXD complex subunit MIP18-like
Exons: 4
Coding region: 46-519 (157 amino acids)
Cellular component (GO): cytosolic [4Fe-4S] assembly targeting complex
Source: RefSeq, a predicted model, not a curated record